GAGUGGCGUCCGGUGCGGGGCGGAAGUGCGUCUUGGGCUUCAGCUGCGAAAACACAACAAGCAGGAACUGCGGCUGAAACAACUCAUCCAGUUGAUGGACUGAAGACAAUUCCAGCAAGCAUUGGGUGCAAGGUGGGGUACACCCUGGAUGGAGCAUCAAGUCAUCACAGGACAGCCACACACAAACGCACACCAAGGACAAUUUUGAUUCAGCAACUGGUCAACAAAAGACCUUAUAUAGGUAGGUGGCAACACAAUGGAUGAGCUGGUGCAUGAUCUAGCAUCUGCUCUGGAGCAGACCUCGGAGCUGUGGGAGGAGAUGGUCCUGAGCCCACUUCAGCAGCGGAGGCAGAUCCGACGCAGACGGGGCCGCAAGCGCCGCUGCGACUCCUCUUUGCAUCCGCCAGAGCAUGGGCGUUGCCUCAGCGAGGCAUCAGAGUCCAGCCCGGAGGAAGUGACCAAGGACUGUCGCGAGAAUGCGGCCGCUGCUGCCAUUUUCAGUGACUCAGAUGACAUGGUGGUAGCCAAGCGCCGACCUUCCUCCUCCUCCUCUGUCGCCACUGCUUCUCUCAAAACCAAGCAGCACUCCUGGGCCGAGUCUGACUCUUUCACUGAGAACACACCAGGCCGACCUCUGCGCCGCCGCCGCAAGGUCAAGCGCAUGACUUCGGACGUGACUGUCAGCCUCCAGCGGAAGCUUAAGGUUUCGGAGUUGGACAGAGAACGGGCCGGUGGCCACAAGUUAGCCAAGAAGCAACGACUUUCCAAAAUGAAGAAGGGCACCUGGGUUGGGGGUGGCCGAGAGGUGGGGGCAGGUGCCGCAGGACUUCUCACUGAAGAAUGCUGGAAGGACAAGAUCACGUUGGAGGCAAAAGACCAGAGAGAGGCCUCUGACGAAAACAUGUCUGAAUGUGAGACCAGCAGUGUGUGUAGCAGUGAUCCUGGGCUUUUCACCAAUGAUGAAGGAAGGCAAGGCGAUGAUGAGCAGAGUGACUGGUUCUUUGAGGGGGAGUGUGGACCAGGAAUGGGUGUCCCGAAUCUCCUACCUGGAUGGGAUAGAGAAGCCCCAUCCGACCUGGACGUGCUGGAUGCUGGACUGGAGAAGCUCUCCUCACCCACCUUCCUGCAGCCAGCCCGUCCCUCCCAGAGAGGUUACCACACCCGUCUGAACCGCCUGUCCGGCGUGGCUGCCCGGUGCAUCAGGAAGGGCAGGAGGAGGCUUCCUGGCAAGGAGAGCACAAUGGCAGCCAUGUCUGUUGAGAGGAUGAAGCAUUUCUCCCAGGAUCCCUACCAGAAAGACUUCUGGCUGCCAUCCAUUGGAAAAAGAGACUGGCACCAGUUUAACCCCCUCUCUCCGCUGUACCCGAUGGACAUGCCAUCGGAUGGCUCCCAUCGCAGGUGCUCCUCCUCGGUCUGCAAGAACAGGCAAACAAGUGUCCACCUGGGCCUGCUGUGCACAGGGGACAUUAAGAGGAGGAGGAAGACCACGGCGGUGCCCAGCGCAGCAGCAGCAUGUAUCCCGUUCCAUGAGGACCGUCUCCCAGAGGCUCUGGAAGGGUGUGCCAUGGAGUCCGCAGUGGACAACAGCUCCUCUGUCACCGAAUUGCAGGACUUCCUCAAACCCAGAGCUUCUUUCUUUAGCACCCAGAAGGACCAGGAGGAGGACUGAGGAGGGACCAGGGCUUCACCUCGCUUUCAACAGCCGUCCCAGGUGGAAGAUUGACAAUGCACAGUUCAACAGAUGGAGUAGGGGGUUGUUCAGAGAGGGAUCCAAAUGAUAAAAACAAGGAGUCAAUCCAAUUUAAAAAAAAGAAAAAAAAAAACCCACAGGGACUCAAAUUGACGCUCUUCAAUACUGUCGUGUGGGAACAACCCCUUCCACGGGCCACUUAAAGGAAAAGGAAAAAUGUUAAUGCAAUCACGCCUGUUAAUCAGCUCUCAGCCAUUCCCUUUUGCAGGCGAAGAGUCUUCGGAGGCCACCGGGAAAUUCGACCACUACUCCCACCUGCUUCUCGCACCUCUAGUCGGGGAAACAGUUUUGCGUUCUGUGACCUGUGCGGCAUUUGUCAGCAGCGAUGGCGAAAUGGCGAUUGCGAGGAGGGGGGUGGGGUUCACUUCAAAGUCCAGAGCGGACCCCCAACAGGUAGCCAUAGCGCAAAACUGACAGAUACCAUGGCAUCAGAACGCGUUGCUGCCUCAUGCUGGUGCGACUCAUAGAUGUGCCCUCCUCCUCCUCCGCAUGUGAGCCACUCAAAGAACAGGCCUCCCUAUUAGCAUGAAUUUGAACAUCCAUGUUUGCCACAAAGCCCCUCAUUAGCACAACAGAGAGAGUCUGUGUUGUGCUCCCUAAGGGGGGGCUCCCUCUUUCUCCCUUCACUUAUCUCCUGUAUUCAAAUGUCUCCACGUUAAAGUCAGCGGCAACAAAUUCGACAAAAAAACACCUUUCUGACAAACAAACUGCUGUUUGUGUUUUGAUCUGUCGGGUAGGGGGAAGAGGGGCUGUACUGAGCUUGUGGUCUCCUGGAAAAUGGCUACUGUCUCAUCGCUAACAAAAGAGCAACAUUUGCAGUAUAAUUUAUAUCCGCUGUCUUCUGUCUGCAACAAUCCAGGACCCGUCACCCACUGCAAACAUGCCUGUUUGGUACUCUGAGCUGUAAGCGGAGAGCUGAAGAGUGGAAAAACGGCAUUGUCCUGAAAUGUCAGUAGCUGGUAGUCUUUUAAUCUGUAACAACAGUAAACAGCAGGAAGAAGCACAGACAUGUGUACCAGUGAUUAUGGAAAUGUGUUCGCUGAAGGGUGUCACUGCUGUGGAAAGGGCGUGCGUGGAAGACAAAGGAAUGUGAUCAUGGUCCCCAGAGGGAGGCCCACGCGUGUUUGGUGUGACUGUGGCACAGGGGCCACACUAGUACUGUGUGGUUGUAGCUGGUCUACCAGGUGUGUGCACACCCAGGACCCAUCUGUGGGUGGGAGUGAACCACAGCUUGGCUAGGCGGGUUACUGCUGACGCCGCUGCUCUGGCUGCAAGGCCCUUGCAUCAGCGUGGAAGCUCGUGCAUGUGGCGAAAACCUGCAGCAGCCCGAAGAAAUGCACAAGUUCACUUUUCAUUCAAAUAUGUGUGUCGGUGUGGUUAUGGCCUCUUCCGUACUACAGUCAUCUCUCUGAGGUUAGAUCCAACAUGGCCUGAUCACGUUUGUGUGGUUUUUAGCUAACCCGCAACAGAAGCAGAGCACUUUACCAUAAUGCCAUGGUAAUUAGCAGCGGCAGUAUUUAUGGCUUCAUGGGCCAGGUUCCUCGUUCACCUCAAUGGAUUUCCGAUGGUUAGGAAGUCGGAGUGUGUCAGGUGGGCUCAGUCAAUUGCCCCGUUACAGUUAAGAAAUCCAGCUGGCUGAUACCGCUCAUAUUUCAUCCUCGGUAAGGAUUACCUGUCAAGCCAAAAGGAGAUGUAUUGAUCUGUUUUCCUUUUUCCGGCAGCAAUCACCUGACAGGCACCUAGGAGGCAGGUGAAUGACUGAUACCCACUCCGUCGCCCUUCGUGGGGGGUUUCCGAUGCACCGAUGACAGGGGGCCAUAAUGUGAUCAUAAACUCAGUGUGAACUUGGCAGGAGGGUCUGCUUGCACCUCACUCCAUCCCCGUUACCCCUGGCCCUACAGUAGAACUGCUCUUGUGCCUACAAGUUGAGCGGUGUGCCCUUGCUAAAGGCUGCGCUGGAAUCCUCAACAUUUUGGUCUCAUUUAUGUAUGUUAAAGCCUUUCAUUUGGAACAUGUGACAAGGGAAGGAAACGCGUACGUAAACAAACCAAAUUUGUCCGAGUUUAACUCUUAACCAGUAUUAUGUACAAAUAAACCUAGUUCAUAGUAAACAUUAAAUAGCUCCUGGCUUCAGCAGAGUUCAUGUAUAUUUUUCCAAGAUUUAUAUAUGUAUUUUAUCCCCAACUACAGCACAGGCUCAUGUGAGCGCAGUUAUUUGAACGAUCCCGUUUUCCAUGAACGAUCGUGUUAUAGCGUUAAAUAUGUAGGCGCUCAAUGAUUUCUUUGAAUUCGUAUUUUAUUUUUGGUUUUUUGUUUUUAAUAAGGGGUGGCAUGGUGGUGCAGCAGGUGGCACUGCCACCUCACAGCAUCUAAGCUUUUCGGGCAUGGGUUAGUAUCCAGCUCAGUGUGUGUGGAGCUCUCCUAGUGUCUGUGUGGGUUUCCUCCCGGUGCUCUGGUUUCCUUUCCCAAUCCAAAGACACGCAGUUCAGGUGGAUCACCUAAAUGGGUGAGUGAGCGUGUGCAUGUGUUGCUACCCUGUUAUUGACUGGCGUCUUGUCCAGGGUGUUUAGGUAUAGCAUAGCACCAAGUGCUUCUGGGAUAGGCUCCACACCACCACAGCCCUGAUCAGGGCAAAGUGGUUAUGAAAAGUGAAUGAGUGUUUUUAAUAAUCAUAAAAAUAGUGUUUCAUGUAGCAAAAUGAGACUAGUUUGUGGUGCUGCAGGUUUCCCGUGUCAUGUACUGUGUUUCAUGAGCACUCCGUUUGAAACCCGGUGCCUGUUGUCUGUCUCUGGACCACCGUGUAUGAAGUCCUCUGUACUGUAUAUGUUAUAAGCAACACAGCUAGCGUGUACCCCACUGUGUGACCCUGACUCUGCCUUUAUAAUACCCCCUCAAAGCGUCACGCUUAUAGCCGGGGGGCACGGCUCCGGCUGCUAAAAGCAACGGAGGAGCGUGAAGGGAAACAACAAGCGAGGAUAAAGAAAUGUAUUGAGACAUUUAGACAUAGUGAUUUCACACCAGCUCAAUUGUUGUGAAUGGAAGAUGAUUUACCGAGUGAAAAAUAAUAUGAUGUUACUGCUGGAGACAAUUCUAGCUUUAGAGCCUGUUCUGCGAUGUUGGUUUUGUUCUCUGCUGACAAAUGCCAUUUAUAUUUAAAAAUGUGUGUUUAAUGCACCUUUUCCUCAUGUCAUGCUCAUUUCAUUGUCAUAAUUUAACAUAUCUGAGCCAAACGUGGACAGGGAAAGCUCUUUCACAACAAAUUCCAUUGCCUUUCAGUGAUCAGAUUAUAUUAUUCAGACUUGAGCUUCCCAUACGCCAUUGCAAAAAUAGUAUCUCCAUUAAUAGGCUUAAUGGGAAGAGAAUCGCCCAUGAGCACCAAAUGCAAAGGUGGGAACAUGUGGCUGCAUAAUGUCACCAUCCUUCAGAAAAUCUGUUGGGAGUUCAUAAGUUGGUCUGUUGUAAGAGGAAGAAAGACAUGGCAAAACAGUAAAAACGUCAGAAAUACGGUGUAUGUUGCACUUAAGUUGGAUCCGGAGGACGGUAUUCAUAGACAAGAGAUAUCCAUCCAGCAGGAGUCAUUUAUUCCCUCUGUUAUCUGUAUGACUUUUAAGAGUUCAGACACUACCAUCUAUCGGUAAGAUUCCUCAACAUUGUGCUUUUCUAUUACUGAGGGUGAUGAGCAGAACCGAUCAUCACGGGGAUUUUUUCCCCCCCGGGGACAGGGUUCAUGUCAAGGUUCUUAGGCAGCUAUUCCAUAUCUUGUGAAAAUGAGCACAAUCAUAUCUUGUUAGUUAUUAUCUUAAUAAUUGUAGCUACGAGUGCAUGUGUAAUUGCUAUGGCGUUACAAAUCAUCCAGCAAGGAAUGUCGCCGGCCUCAACUGCCUGCACUGUAUUGUUCCGUGCUUUUGAAUAUGGUACAGUGUUUGUGUUGAUAUGAUACUGAUUGGUGUUUUAAUUUCCAUUGUUAAAAUGAAACUUUGGCUGGAGUGUGGUCAGGACUGUGAAACUUUCUUUUAAAACAUCGGUGAGAGAAUUAUGAUGAAUUGGGAUGAUUUAAUUUAGAGUUCAGGCAUUGUGUGGUUUGUUAGGCAGUGGGAAAAGACCUGGUCAUGCAUUAGGCCAAGAUUAUUUAAUCUGUAUUUAUGUGGAAGCAUCAAGGAUUUCUCUUUUGACCGUUCAAAAUUUUAUGCGCUGAAUUAUUGUAUUCACAUGGCGUAAACAGUAUUGGAGGAGAUGUACUGCAUAUGUUGGAAGAGCUGACUUUGUCAGCUGUUACUUGUUACGGUUGGUAGUGCACUUUUUGUUUUGAGGUGUAGUGGGAAAAAUUGGACUCAGGACAGCGAAGCUAAUUCAACAGUGUUUGGAAUAUCACAUCGGGCCCAUAAUUAAAAUAGAAACAACAACAGACGUGCUCAGCUAAUAGUGAAGUAAAAAAUAAAGGGCUUUGGUCGUCGAAACCCCCUGGAGUAAAAUUUUGGAGCAAUGAUGGGAGAGCAUCUGUCCCGAAAAAUAAAACAUCCUUCGAUAAGCUUGAGCAUGCUCUCCCAUCAUUGCUCCAAGAUAAUUAAGACACACAUUUAAUUUUAAGUUUUGUUUUUUCCCCAGUAACGUACUCACUCAAGAGUUUUUUUUUUUUUUUUUUUUUUUUUUUUAAAAGUCAUUCUGGUGUUGUAUGGAAUGAGGUUUUGGUGACUUCCGUAGCGGCGCAGCGGUGGUGGACUCCUGGUAUAUGAGUCUACCCUUUCUAUCAAAGGCCUACAAAGUUGUACAGGAAAACUGAUGUGCUUUAAUGUGUCCGAACUACAACACGGAAUCCAGACGAACCAAAACGAAGUACAAAUGUGUCUGAUUUCGCGUAUUAGGCGUUGUGUGAAGCAGCAAAUUUUUUAUCCAGGAAGAAGGGUGACGCUCUUUGGCGCUUAGGGCCAUGUUGUUUCAGUGUCGCUCUGGUGACCAGGACAAAGCCUGAAACAUCCAUCUCCCAGAGCUUAUAAACUGAUGCAAUAACAGAAGCAAACACUAAAAUAAGAGACAAGACUAUUAAAAAAGAGGGAAAAAAUUUUUUUUUUUCUUUUUUCUUUUUUAAAAAGCAUUUGAAGUGUAUCUGAUGAAGUGCAGUAGUCCAGUAUGUGUGCCCGGUUGUAGGAGCACCCCAUCUUCUGGUUUGUAGGUCACUUGGGUUGAGCAACGUCUGCCCUGCUUGUGUGGCCACCAAGAGUGAAUGGCACUUGCAAAGAACAGCCUGGUCUUAUUUUAGGAUCUCCUGUAUGGUUUGUUUUCAUAAAUACGUGCAGACCUGUGAAUGGAAAGGUUUCUCUCCGACCACUACUUGGACGUUACUGUCACUCAAUGCUGACACCACAAGUGCUGGGUGUGCCAUUGCCAUUGUUUCUACCAUCCAUGUUGUCAUUGUUUUUUUUCCAUUGCUUUGUGAAGUACCUUAUUGAUGAAGUAUGUCAGAACUUGAAUGGGAAAUGAUUGAAAAAUGCCAAUAAACAUAAAGAGUUUGUGUCUCUUCUU
Scleropages formosus (Asian bonytongue) is the source of this 7270-nucleotide messenger RNA. Its product is annotated as G patch domain-containing protein 2-like. The coding region runs from base 257 to 1669 and encodes 470 amino acids. NCBI's taxonomy places the organism in Eukaryota, Metazoa, Chordata, Actinopteri, Osteoglossiformes, Osteoglossidae. The transcript is spliced from 11 exons. The record is from RefSeq and is a predicted model, not a curated record.